GUUUAUCAACACUAGCCUGAAAAAUAUGUAAACAAAACAGAAGUAAAAGUGCAUAAAAAUUGAUGAAAAAAUCAUUAAAAACCCAAAAAAGCGGGAUAAAAACAAUGUGGUACCAUUUCGCGGAGUGUUGGCCAUAAUAUAAAACCAAAGUGCUAGCGGGAAGCAACUAAAACCGCUGCAGUUAACGAAAAAUCCAUAGGAAUCCGAUCGGCAGCAAACUGUUGACCCCGCCGACCCCACCGCCCACCACCCCCUUGACACGCCUCCUCCGCAAAGUGGGCGCUGUGUGACAUACAUGCGCGUGUGUGUACGCCCCCAAAAAGCCAACAAAACCGUAACGAUUCGUCAUCGAUUUACGGCGGAACCAAACCAAACAAUGCGACUCCGUUGAAAAUUGGACAAAUUAAAACCGAAAACGAAAUCUAUAAAAAGCUAGCGUCGGCCUUGAAAUAGCAAUUGAUUUGUUUACCUGUCCAGAAAAUGCGCGAUUUAUAGGGCUUAGAAAAAAAAAAGAAAACGCCAUAGAGCUGCACACAACAAAGAACAAUUCCGUUUGGAGACCCCGGACCUUAGACAACCUUGAGUUCUCGGAAUGGAUGAUAAUCUGAGCACCAAGUCCUCGGAAUCCUCGAUAACGACCAGCGGGGAGUACGAAAUCGUUACGGACAGCAAUGUGGCCAGUCCCACGGAGCAGGUGAAGGAGGUGGUCAAUCAACAAAGGACUAAACAGGAGGUAACCGCGGGCUUGGGAGGGAAACCACCCACUUCCCUGAGUGCUCUGGCCUUGUCUUCGCCCGAAGCUGGAGGAGAUCGCUCGCCCACACUGGACAUGGCCCACAAUCGCAACCUAAGCGACAUGCAGCACGAGAUGACGGACGCUCUAAGGGAUCUGGAGCUAGAACGUGGAGUAGCUGGGGAGAAGACCGCGCAACGUCUGCCGAGUCAGCAGCAAAAGUCCCUGACCCUGCCCCUAACGGGCUCCGGCGGAAGAUCUAGAGCUGCCGAUCCCGAGAUGCGUUUCCCUUGCACCCUGUUCUCGCCCAAGAGCGAGGAGACCCUGGACGAUGCCUCCAGUUCGAACAGAGUGGGUCACUCGGUGUUCUACGACUGUAUGGACGCCAGUCCCGCCUGCGUGGAGGAGAAGAAGGAUGCCAUCAAGCCGGAGAAGGGCGACACCACCGACGAGGAGGUGUCGGAAAUCGAUCAGGGCUGCACCAUAUUCUCCGGAGUCACUUACCUGGGCGCUGCCAACAUCAAUGCCCCAAAAUCUGAGCCGGAAGUCUACCGCAUUAUGGGCGAGCUGAACAGUGGCUCCAAGUUGGUGGGUCUCAAGAUCACCGUGAGCAUUCCGAACUGCUCUGAUGGCCUGGUGGUCCUUCACGAUGCGGAGAGCAAUACGAUUAUUGCCACCUAUGAGAUAUCCAGCAUUAUUUUAUACUAUCGAGGACCCGUGGACACCGUGGAAAACGGUUGCUUCGCAUUCACUUGGCUGCAUGGUGAUGCUCUGUUCCAGUGCCAUGUAUUCCGUUGCCAUAUUCCCGAGGCGGUCAAUCAAGUCAGCGCCUGCUUCCAGAAGGCAUUCCAGACGUACCCGCCCAGCAUGAGUUGCAGCCUCAACUCAGCCGUGGACAUGGCCAACUCGGUGACAUCGGAUGUAAGCGGGAAUCCCUUGAACACCGCUGGUUAUGAGUUCAUAGUCUCCUUGGAGAUUCGCGAGAGGGUCGCCAAGAACUCAUAUGCUGCAGUUCCGCGGGACAGGGGCUGCUUUAAGUUGCGGGCAAAUACAGAUAAGGAGGUGUGCAUCACAGUCAAACAGACUCCGUCGAAUAUUCUUCAACCGUUGCAUAUCGAGCGGUGUUUUGGUGUGCUCGUUGCACCCGGGAAACUGGUGGUCCAAAAGGAUAUGCAUCUUAUUGACAUGCACAGCAUGGGCUACGUACCUCCGGGUGGAACAGGAGGAGUCACUACCGAAUCGGAUAGCAACGCUCAGCCGAACUCCGCCUGGCCCUACACCAUUCGAGCCGAGUGGAAAGCCCAGGAGAAGGCCUUUGAGCAGUUGAACCUUGAGUCGUCUAAGACCAAUCUUACCGUGGCCGUGGACAUCGUUAUGCGUCGAAUCCAGGAACCAGUUAGGUUCGUUAUUGAAACCCCAGUGACCAUUCAGUCGGCCAGCGAAAUGCGCAUUAUGGACCACUUUAUGUCGAAAAGGCCGAUGACGCUUCGGUUCUAUUUGCACUUGAAGCGCACAGAUGAGUCCAACUGGAAGGUGAACAGCAUUGAUCCUUCGGAGGAGAUCACAGAACAGCCGGGAAACCAGCAGAGCUCCUCACUGCUCAAGCUGGGCAUGAAUAACCUUUCGCGCAUGGUGCGCAGUUCGUCCAUUGCCUCAAUUGAGGAUGAUUGUCCCACGGAUUACAGUAGUGAUGGGGAUGAGCCGCUGCUGAGUGGCACUGGUGAGGUCUCCAAGGAUUGCUCGCAGGACACGCUCGACGAGUGGGAUCCCAUUCUGCGGGAGUGGGAUGGCGAGAAGAGGCCCAAAAACCUGGCGCCCCUAGUUCGUCUCGGUGUUCCAGAGGCGCUGCGUGAGAAGAUCUGGCAAAAACUGGCCAAUGUCGAGCGCAGGCUGGAGAUGAACGAUGAGUACAAGAUUCUGAUCACCAAAGAAACAAAGUGUGAGACCGUCAUACAGCGGGACAUCCAUCGCACUUUUCCGGCGCACAAAUGCUUCAAAGAAACUGGUGGAUCUGGUCAGGAUGCCCUUUUCAAAGUGUCCAAAGCGUAUGCGGUACACGACAGCGAGGUCGGCUAUUGUCAGGGUCUGAGUUUCAUUGCAGCCAGUCUGCUGCUUCAUAUGCCCGAGGAGGAUGCGUUUUGCGUUUUGGUUGCUCUGAUGUACGACUAUGGGCUUCGUGAUCUGUAUAAAGCGGGAUUCGAGGUCCUUUACCUGCGUCUCUACCAACUGGAGCGUUUAAUCAAGGACCAGUUGCCCAAGCUGCACGAGCACUUCACAGCCUGCGGCAUUGAGACUCACAUGUACGCCUCCCAGUGGUUCCUAACUUUGUAUACGGCCCGCUUCCCGCUGUGCUUUGUAUUCCAUGUGCUGGACGUUUUCCUGCUCGAUGGACUUCCCGUGCUGUUCCAGGUGGCUGUGACACUGCUUUCAAUCUGCGAGUCUGAUUUGCGGCAGCUCGACUUCGAAGGCAUUCUGAAGUAUUUCCGUGUCACGUUACCAAAGAAAUGCCGAAGCUCCAGCCAGGCACGCAAAGUAAUGAAACAAGCCUGUGAGCGUAAGAUCAAAAAGCUGAAGCAGUACGAGGAGGAGUUUCUCCUGAAGAAGCAGCACAAGGAGCGGCUGGAGAAGGAGGCUUUGAUCUACGAAAACCGAUUCGGCGAGGAGAGGCGCAAGAUGCAGGCCGAAAUCGAUGCGCUUAACAAACAACUGACGUCCGCCAAGGAGCGAGCUCUGGAGAAGGAGAAGAAGCACACAGGCAUUAUACAGGAAUACAAGCAGAUCAUCCAGCGACAGGAACAGGACAUGAACACGCUUAGCGAGACAUUGGGCAAGGUGAUGCACAUGGUUUCCAAUUGCCGGGAUUGCCAGCAGCAUAUCGACGCCGGCAACGACAAUGCCAAGUCUUCUGGGACCGGCGGCUCCAGGCGACAAACAGAUGCCAUGCGGAAUGCCAAUGAGCAUCCGCUCGGACCACUAGACCCGCUUAAUGCCGCCUCGCAGCGCAUCCGUGAACUGGAACUGGAAUUGGCCCAGGCAAAGCUGGCCCAAGUGGAGGCGGAGUGCAAGAACCAGGACCUGAACCAUCAGCUCAGCAACACGCUCAGUGAACUGCAGACCAACCGCAACAGCUGGCAGCCGUGGCUCUCGAAGACCUUCAACUCGCUGCAGGAGAAGGUGACCACCCGUGGCGGUGGUCAUCGGGAUAAUGGCAGUGGCGGACCCACGCCCACAUUCCAGUCCUACAUGGGCCAGGCGCCCACGACCCUCAGCGAGGCCAGCUCCCCGAGCGGCAAUCAGGAGUACAAGACCUUUGCAUUGUCACCGAAGUUGCCAAGCAACUUUCUGGCCACCAAGCUGCGCAACAGCAACAGCGGCAGUCUGCAAAGUAUGGCGGCUCCUCUGCUCACCGGCAAAUCGCUCGCCGAGAAUCUCAACCAACAACUGCAGCAAUAGAGUUAUCGGAAUGAAAAGCUGAACGCAGAUACAGAGACGUAGGUGAUUCUGGAUAGCAGACCUGCGGCAUUGACUACGCCUUGGUAUUAUUUAUCAUAUUCGUCUAUAUAUACAUAUACAAAUGUGCAUUUUGAUUUCCAUAUAUAAGCGAGUAAUAGAUUUUUAUUAUUUUGCACCUUUGAGGCACCCUAAAUUCCAGAGCUUGUCAAUAUAUGCCCUUGAUCAAUUAAAGGAUUGGGACGUAUCUUUUAGGAGCUUUGUUGUUGUGUUAUGAAUUGAUCUGGGGCAUAUAUUAACUGGCUCUGGCGAAUGCUACACGCAUAACGCUAUACAUGAAUAAAUAUAUAACCAAUAAAAUGCUAAAUAUUAAUGUAAA
Messenger RNA from Drosophila ficusphila, 4562 nucleotides. RefSeq names its product rab GTPase-activating protein 1-like (gene GAPcenA). The record is from RefSeq and is a predicted model, not a curated record. Lineage: Eukaryota; Metazoa; Arthropoda; Insecta; Diptera; Drosophilidae.